Molecule: messenger RNA, 6199 nt
Organism: Phacochoerus africanus (Common warthog)
Lineage: Eukaryota; Metazoa; Chordata; Mammalia; Artiodactyla; Suidae
Gene: RPTOR
Product: regulatory associated protein of MTOR complex 1
Exons: 35
Coding region: 815-4870 (1351 amino acids)
Biological process (GO): TORC1 signaling; positive regulation of protein serine/threonine kinase activity; positive regulation of cell growth
Cellular component (GO): cytoplasm; TORC1 complex
Molecular function (GO): protein binding; protein-macromolecule adaptor activity
Source: RefSeq, a predicted model, not a curated record
UAGUCGCGCUGCAUGCUGGGCCUCGGCAAUAUGGCGUCCUCCUUGAUGUGCUGAUGAGCGGAGUUUCACUGUAGCUUCAAACCAGAGGGCAAAAGUCCCGAGACCCAAUAAGCCCACAUUACGCGUUUUUCUCCACGGCUCCGUGUCGCCCGUUUCUAAGGACUCGUUCUCAGGGAGGAGAGGGCCACGGGGCCGGAGGCCAGGACCAGCCAGGCCGCGCGGACUCGGGGCUGAGGAGCCGGCUGCGGGCGAGCACGAUGGGCCGGUCCUGGCUCUGGUUGCAGCAGCUCCGGCGAGUGCGGGACCCGCAAGGCUGAGAGUGGCUGCAGGAGACCCGAAGCUCUCUGAACCUCUUCCCCUCGGCCGGAGACCUCAGCCCAGUCGGCGACCCGGCACCAAGAGCGGGCGGCCUGCCUGUCCUCGGAUCGGCUGAGGCGUUGGAGGCCGAGGGCAGGGUCAUCGUGAGGCCUGGAGUCUCGCACGCCUUUGACAGCUCCGCUCGCAGCCCCCCGGGAACCGACAGCCUCGGAAGCAGCCGGUGGCUUGGGAUCUGGGCCGCGUGUGUCUGUGCGGAGCUCCUUGGGUUCCCUCACUUCCCACUGCUCUUCCCACGCCUCCGACUUCCCGCGCAGAGUUAGAGAAGGAUCGCUGACUUUUUGCCUGAGUGAGGGUCUCCGCACACUCACUAUCCGUUUCAUUUUCUACUCCUCCCUCUUCUGUGUAUUCCUUCGCCAAUUCUGGUACACACUGGUUUUCAAGGCUGGAGGUUCUCGAGCGCUUGCUGCCCAGGACUCCCCCACCCCCUCCCCCAGUGAUGGAGUCCGAGAUGCUGCAGUCGCCCCUCCUGGGACUCGGGGAGGACGAUGAGGCCGACCUUACAGACUGGAACCUGCCUUUGGCUUUUAUGAAAAAGAGGCACUGUGAGAAAAUUGAAGGCUCCAAGUCCUUAGCUCAGAGCUGGAGAAUGAAGGAUCGGAUGAAGACUGUCAGUGUUGCCUUAGUUUUGUGCCUGAAUGUCGGUGUGGACCCUCCUGACGUGGUGAAGACCACCCCCUGUGCUCGCUUGGAGUGCUGGAUCGAUCCUCUGUCGAUGGGCCCUCAGAAAGCUCUGGAAACCAUCGGUGCAAAUUUACAGAAGCAGUACGAGAACUGGCAGCCACGGGCCCGGUACAAGCAGAGCCUUGAUCCAACCGUGGAUGAAGUGAAGAAGCUUUGCACGUCCUUGCGGCGGAACGCCAAGGAGGAGCGGGUCCUCUUCCACUACAACGGCCACGGGGUGCCCAGGCCCACGGUCAACGGCGAGAUCUGGGUCUUCAACAAGAACUACACGCAGUACAUCCCGCUGUCCAUAUACGACCUGCAGACGUGGAUGGGCAGCCCGUCCAUCUUCGUCUACGACUGCUCCAACGCCGGCCUCAUCGUCAAGUCCUUCAAGCAGUUCGCCCUGCAGCGCGAGCAGGAGCUGGAGGUGGCCGCUAUCAACCCCAGCCACCCGCUGGCCCAGAUGCCCUUGCCCCCGUCCAUGAAGAACUGCAUUCAGCUGGCAGCCUGCGAGGCGCACGAGCUCCUGCCCAUGGUCCCGGACCUCCCGGCCGACCUGUUCACCUCGUGCCUCACCACCCCCAUCAAAAUCGCCCUGCGCUGGUUUUGCAUGCAGAAAUGCGUCAGCCUGGUGCCUGGAGUCACACUGGAUUUGAUAGAAAAGAUUCCCGGACGGCUCAACGACCGGAGGACGCCUCUGGGGGAGCUCAACUGGAUCUUCACGGCCAUCACCGACACCAUCGCCUGGAACGUGCUGCCUCGCGAUCUCUUCCAAAAGCUCUUCAGACAGGACCUGCUGGUGGCUAGUCUGUUUCGAAAUUUCCUCUUAGCGGAAAGGAUCAUGAGGUCGUAUAACUGCACCCCCGUGAGCAGCCCGCGCCUGCCGCCCACUUACAUGCACGCCAUGUGGCAAGCCUGGGACCUGGCCGUGGACAUCUGUCUCUCGCAGCUGCCCACCAUCAUCGAGGAAGGCACGGCGUUCCGGCACAGCCCCUUCUUUGCCGAGCAGCUGACCGCCUUCCAGGUGUGGCUCACCAUGGGCGUGGAGAAUAGGAACCCACCUGAGCAGCUUCCCAUCGUUUUGCAGGUCCUGCUGAGCCAGGUGCACCGGCUGAGAGCCCUGGACUUGCUGGGAAGAUUUCUGGACCUGGGUCCCUGGGCAGUGAGCCUGGCGUUGUCCGUGGGCAUCUUCCCCUACGUGCUGAAGCUGCUCCAGAGCUCGGCCAGGGAGCUGCGGCCUCUCCUUGUCUUCAUCUGGGCCAAGAUCCUCGCCGUGGACAGCUCGUGCCAAGCGGACCUGGUGAAGGACAACGGCCACAAGUACUUCCUCUCCGUCCUGGCAGAUCCGUACAUGCCGGCUGAGCACAGGACCAUGACGGCCUUCAUUCUGGCCGUGAUCGUCAACAGCUACAACACGGGGCAGGAAGCCUGCCUCCAGGGGAACCUGAUCGCCAUCUGCCUGGAGCAGCUCAGUGACCCCCACCCCCUGCUGCGCCAGUGGGUGGCCAUCUGCCUCGGGCGGAUCUGGCAGAACUUCGACUCGGCCCGCUGGUGUGGCGUGAGGGACAGUGCCCACGAGAAGCUCUGCAGCCUCCUCUCCGACCCCAUCCCCGAGGUGCGCUGCGCAGCCGUCUUCGCCCUCGGCACCUUUGUGGGCAACUCAGCAGAGAGGACGGACCACUCCACCACCAUCGACCACAACGUGGCCAUGAUGCUGGCCCAGCUCAUCAACGACGGCAGCCCUGUGGUGCGGAAGGAGCUGGUGGUGGCUCUGAGUCACCUUGUGGUUCAGUACGAAAGCAAUUUCUGCACCGUGGCCCUGCAGUUCAUGGAAGAGGAGAAGAACUACCCGCUGCCCUCUCCGGCCGCCACAGAGGGCGGGAGUCUGACCCCGGUGCGGGACAGCCCCUGCACCCCCCGGCUGCGCUCCGUGAGCUCCUACGGCAACAUCCGCGCGGUCACCACGGCCAGGAGCCUGAACAAGUCUUUGCAGAACCUGAGCCUGACGGAAGAACCCGGCGGCUCGGUGGCGUUCUCUCCCGGGCACCUGAGCACCAGCAGCAGCGCCAGCAGCACCCUGGGCAGCCCCGAGAACGAGGACUACAUCCUCUCCUUCGAGACGGUGGACAAGAUGCGGCGGGUCAGCUCCUACUCCUCCCUCAACUCCCUCAUUGGCGUCUCGUUCAACAGCGUUUACACGCAGAUCUGGAGAGUCCUGCUGCACCUGGCCGCGGACCCCUACCCGGACGUCUCCGACCUGGCCAUGAGGGUGCUCAACAGCAUCGCCUGCAAGGCCACAAUGAACGCCCGGCCCCAGCGCAUCCUCACCGCCUCCUCGCUCACACAGUCGGCACCCGCCAGCCCCACCAACAAGGGCAUCCACAUCCACCAGGCGGGAGGCUCCCCGCCGACGUCCAGCACCAGCAGCUCCAGCCUGACCAACGACGUGGCCAAGCAGCCGGUCAGCCGAGACCUGCCGCCAGGCCGGCCGGGCGCCGCGGGCCCCGUGGGGGUGCAGUACACGCCCCACUCCCACCAGUUCCCCCGCACACGCAAGAUGUUCGACAAGGGCCCGGACCAGACCGCCGACGACCCGGAUGACACUGCUGGACACAAGAGCUUCAUCUCGGCCACGAUGCAGACGGGCUUCUGCGACUGGAGCGCGCGGUACUUUGCCCAGCCCGUCAUGAAGAUCCCGGAAGAGCACGACCUGGAGAGUCAGAUCCGCAAGGAACGCGAGUGGCGGUUUCUGCGGAACACGCGCGUCCGGAAGCAGGCGCAGCAGCUCAUCCAGAAGGGGAUCACGAGGCUGGACGACCAGAUCUUUCUGAACAGGAACCCUGGCGUCCCCUCCGUGGUCAAGUUCCAUCCCUUUACGCCCUGUGUGGCCGUCGCCGACAAAGACAGCAUCUGCUUUUGGGACUGGGAGAAAGGGGAGAAGCUGGAUUAUUUCCACAACGGGAACCCUCGGUACACCAGGGUCACUGCCAUGGAGUAUCUGAACGGCCAGGACUGCUCGCUCCUGCUCACGGCCACAGAUGACGGCGCCAUCAGAGUCUGGAAGAACUUCGCUGACUUGGAAAAGAAUCCGGAAAUGGUGACAGCCUGGCAGGGGCUCUCGGACAUGCUGCCCACCACCCGAGGUCUGGCCCGAAAGGCCUCCAUCUCUCUUGACCGCAGUAAGCAGGGAGGAGCCGGGAUGGUGGUGGACUGGGAGCAGGAGACGGGCCUCCUCGUGAGCUCGGGAGACGUGCGGAUCGUCCGCAUCUGGGACACAGACCGCGAGAUGAAGGUGCAGGACAUCCCCACGGGGGCCGACAGCUGCGUGACGAGCCUGUCCUGCGACUCCCGCCGCUCCCUCAUCGUGGCCGGGCUCGGCGACGGCUCCAUCCGCGUCUACGACCGGAGGAUGGCGCUCAGCGAGUGCCGCGUGAUGACCUACCGGGAGCACACGGCCUGGGUGGUGAAGGCCCACCUCCAGAAGCACCCCGAGGGCCGCAUCAUGAGCGUCAGCGUCAACGGGGACGUGCGCUUCUUUGACCCUCGGAUGCCGGAGUCCGUGAAUGUCCUGCAGAUCGUGAAGGGGCUGACGGCGCUGGACAUCCACCCCCAGGCAGACCUGAUUGCAUGCGGCUCCAUGAACCAGUUCACCGCCAUCUACAACGGCAGCGGGGAGCUCAUCAGCAACAUCAAGUACUACGACGGCUUCAUGGGCCAGCGGGUCGGCGCCAUCAGCUGCCUGGCCUUCCACCCCCACUGGCCUCACCUGGCCGUGGGCAGCAACGACUACUACAUCUCCGUGUACUCGGUGGAGAAGCGCGUCAGAUAGCGGCCUCCCGCGGCCGCGCGUGCACCGAGGGCCCGCCGCGCCGCCCUGGACACGGGCCCGACCCGGCUGCUGAGGGCUCAGAGGGCCCGCGCUGUCUGUCUGUCUGUCUGUCUUCGCUGUCACGCCCGGAAGCCCAGGGGAACGGGCUCUGCUGGGGCCCCUGGUGUGACGGGCGCAUCUCUGCUGAGACCCGGCUCCCAAGGACACGAUGGUGGCCGUACACCCCAGACCCCUUCCCGCCCCGUCGGAGGAGGAGGUUUUUAAGGGGGAAACACACUCAUUUUACUUUCUAAGCGACACAAAGCAUUAGUCUGCAAAGGCUGUGGGCGAAGCCAGCCUCCCCGGCGCCCUGGCUGCGGCGGGGGCUCCAGACCCAGCAGAGGACGGCGGCUGCAGAGAAGCGGCAGCGCCCAGGCCUCUCGGCCACCCUGUCUCCUCCCUCAGCAGGAGCCCUGGUUGGGAAGGAGAGGCAGUUUGGCCGAGCAGCCGCCGCCCUGGGCCACACGCGGGCUUCCCUCAAGUGCGGCUGCUCCGGGCCCCACACGCAUCGCAGGGGCACAGGUGGAGGGGCCGCCCCCCCCGUCCCCCCGUCCCCUGUGUCUGCAACAGGGCGCCGAGCAGCCACGCCUGAAACAUAAGACACAACCACAAUGAUGAUAUUCGAAAAGCAUUUUUUCCAUUUUCCUUGGGAAUCAGGAUUAUUCAGAGAUAGAGGAGGAAGCCGGCUUAGCUAAUUUUGCCACUAAGAGGCCACUAACAGUGGGAGGGUACGAGCUGCGCUGGGAGGUGGCCCCGCCUGAGCCCGGGGUGUCUCCCAGGGGGAUGGCGCAGGUGUGGACAGCCUGGGUGGGCGAGACAGGGCGGAGGCCGUGCCAGCUCCCGGGAGAAGGUGUCUGGGGCGGCUUCCACCACGUUCUGGGGGCGAACAGAAAGCACAGCCCCCCCGCCCACACAACUGGUCAGCUCCGCAAGCGCUCCUGGCGGUGACUCUGGAACCUUCCAGGACCUGAGCUCCACCCACAGACGCAGAGCUGACCACCCGCAACCGACUCAAGGCGGCCCCAGUCCGGCGUCUGAGCUCACGCGCGGUUCUGUUCCGUUCGUGUUGAGACAGAACCUUCCCCUGGCCAAGCGCGAAGGCCCUGGCGGGGGCUCCCUCGCAGGCUGAUGCGGAAAUUCAAUCAUGACAUGACCGAGGCUCGAGAGAGCGCCACCCAGCUUUCUUUAUCUCUAUUUAUUUCACCGAAACGAGAACCGAAAAACUGACGAAGGAGGGAAUUGUAGCGCGAGAGCGAGGACAAUAAGCUUAAUAAAAGACGAGGACGUGCA